AACCCUAGGAGAACGAAUGGAUCUCGCCGCUGAUCAUGAUCGCUCGACGGAGGAGACAGACAAUCUCCAGCGAAGUACUAAAAAGAGUAAAGGGGAGAUGCAGCAUUCAGUCACGAACAGACCAUGGUUCCAAGGGAGGAUGACUAGAUGUUGGAAAACAUGUCUUAUAAGGAGAUGCUUAUGAGGUAUAAUGGGGAAUGGGGGAGUGAAUUUGAUCAAUUGAAUGAACAAGAAGUGGAACAUCACGAGGAGGUUCCAACGACUGAGAAGAUGGUUUCAGCGCCAGAUGUGGUAUGGGAGACAGAGGCAGAUGGUAGGGUUAAUUUUAAGCUGUCAGAUGAAUUUAAAAGGAAAACUUGGAAACCCUGGCAUAAAGCCAUUUUCGUGAAAUUACUGGGGAAGAGGGUAUCGAUUGCUUUUAUGAAGAAGAAAUUGGAGAAUAUGUGGGCAAGAGAGGGCAUAAUUUUUGUGACUGAUUUAGAGAAUGACUAUUUUCUGGUUCGUUUUGAGGAUCAGAAGGAUAUGGAUUUUUCCUUCACAGCAGGGCCGUGGUUAAUAUUUGAUCACUAUUUAGCAAUUCGGUCCUGGGAACCGGAUUUUCAACCUUUUCAGGCAGCCAUUAAUAGAAUUGUGGCAUGGAUCCGUCUUCCAGAAUUUCCCUUGGAGUAUGUCAACACUGAGUUAGUGAAAAGCAUUGGAAAUUGGUUGGGGAAGUUUGUAAAAGUUGAUGUGGCUACUACUUCUCUUGCUCGGGGCAGAUUCGCAAGAAUGUGUGUGGAACUGGAUCUCAAUCAGCCCCUUCAAGUGGAGUACAAAGUGGAAGACAGAGUCAAGCGAAUUGAGUAUGAGGGUCUUCACUUAAUUUGUUAUACAUGCGGGAUGUAUGGGCAUCGACAGGAAAACUGUCCGCAUCAUUAUGUUCAAGAGGUGGAAAGAGGGACACAUGAGAAGGAAGAGCAUGCAGAAAGUAAAGACAGUCAUGCGAAUACUUCUAAAUGUCCUGCUGUUGAUCAUCCCAAUUUUGGGCCUUGGAUGCAAGUGAUAAAGGGCAGGAGGAACCAAGGGAGUGAUAAUGUAAAGGGUAAAAAGAUACAGAACACUAGAAAAGCUGAAAAUAAAUUUGAAGUUUUGACGAAUCAGGAGAGUCAGAAGGGAGAAGAUGGUAACUCAGGAACUAUGGUUGUGUAUCAGCCUCCUUUGCAGAGCUCCCCUCAUUCCAAAGUCAAGAAGAGCACAAAGGCUGUUGUUAAUCUGGUGGAAACAGAAUCGAGAUUCAGUCUGGAGGGUGUUGAUGAGACGGAUAGGAUGGAAAUUCCUAAUGUUGAAAGUCACAGUAGGGGUAACGAGCAAAAUGGUGCAGGGAAGGAAGUGGUUGGAAUCAAAAACUCUCCUCUGAUGUUAGGAGCGACGGAAGGGCGUGAUAUUACCAAGAAGCAUUCUCCUACCACUUUUAUUUUGAGGGACCAAAAUGGGCCAAUUUGGGGAGAGUAUUUAAACGGCUUGAUAGGGUGGUGGCCAAUUUGGAUUGGCGGUUAUUAUUUGAUGAAGCUCGUGUCUCUUCCCUUCCUCGGCUAUUUUCUGAUCACAACCCGUUGUUGAUUAAGCUGUUAGAGGAUGUCAAUUACAUUGGUAAGAGACCCUUACAUUUUUUUGCUGCCUGGCAAGAACAUCAAUUAUUCCAUAGUUUCCUCCAGUCAAAAUGGGACCAUGCGUUUGACUUACCAUAUAUGCUUCAAAGAUUAGUUCCAGAGAUUCAGGAUUGGAACAGAAAAGUUUUUGGAAAUAUUGAGAGGAGGAAGAAUAGUAUUAUAAAAAAGAUUUCUAAUAUUCAAGACAGGAGAGAGCACCAGGAUACUUCUUUCUUAAAGAAUUUAGAGUAUAUUCAGGAAAGACGAUGGUUAACAUCAGGGAACUUAUCGAGCUUAAAAAUUUGGCCUGCAAUUAUUUCAAGGUUCUUUUUACAGAAGAUAUUCAGGAAAGACGAUGGUUAACACCAGGGAACUUAUGGCCAGAUAUUCUAAUAAGGGAUCAGGUUCUUCUUAAUACGGCUCCUAAUGGAAUGGAAAUUAAACAAACAGUUUUCAGUAUGGGUGGUUUGAAGGCUCCAGGUACUGAUGGAUAUCCAGCUAUUUUUUUCCAGAAAAAUUGGGAUUUGCUCAAAGCUCAGGUUUGUUCUCUUGUCAAUCAGAUUUGGAAUUAUCCUGAUGUCUUGGCUUCAAUUAAUUCUACUCUUCUGGUUUUAAUUCCUAAAGUUUUGUCUCCUGCUUACAUUAGCCAAUUUAAGCCGAUUUCUCUU
Molecule: messenger RNA, 2296 nt
Organism: Gastrolobium bilobum
Lineage: Eukaryota; Viridiplantae; Streptophyta; Magnoliopsida; Fabales; Fabaceae
Exons: 2
Coding region: 148-1599 (483 amino acids)
Molecular function (GO): nucleic acid binding; zinc ion binding
Source: RefSeq, a predicted model, not a curated record